Molecule: messenger RNA, 4174 nt
Organism: Esox lucius (northern pike)
Lineage: Eukaryota; Metazoa; Chordata; Actinopteri; Esociformes; Esocidae
Gene: smc2
Product: structural maintenance of chromosomes 2
Exons: 28
Coding region: 135-3728 (1197 amino acids)
Biological process (GO): chromosome organization
Cellular component (GO): chromosome
Molecular function (GO): ATP binding; ATP hydrolysis activity; protein binding
Source: RefSeq, a predicted model, not a curated record
GUUCAAAAAGCCGAAGGGAAGUUUUAUUUCUGUUAUUGACAGCAACACGACGCUAGCGCUUUAGCUGGCGUGGUGGAUUUAGAAGUUAUUAUAGUCUAAUAAAUACACUAUAGGUUGUGUAGGAGGACGCAAAGAUGCACAUCAAAUCUAUCAUAUUAGAAGGAUUCAAGUCCUACGCGCAGAGGACAGAAAUCAACGGAUUUGAUCCACUAUUCAAUGCAAUCACUGGACUCAACGGGAGCGGAAAAUCCAACAUUCUCGACUCGAUAUGUUUUCUAUUAGGGAUAUCCAACUUGUCCCAGGUGCGAGCGGCGAAUCUCCAGGACUUGGUGUACAAGAACGGCCAGGCCGGCAUCACCAAGGCAACCGUGUCCAUAACGUUCGACAACUCCAACAAGAGCCAAAGUCCGCUCGGGUUCGAGACCCACGACGAGAUCACCGUCACCAGACAGGUGGUGAUAGGUGGCCGGAACAAGUACCUCAUCAACGGGGUUAAUGCCAAUAACACCCGGGUCCAGGACCUGUUCUGCUCCGUGGGACUCAACGUCAACAACCCCCACUUCCUAAUCAUGCAGGGGAGAAUCACCAAGGUCUUGAACAUGAAACCACCUGAGAUCCUGGCCAUGAUCGAGGAAGCAGCAGGAACCAGGAUGUAUGAGUGCAAGAAGAUCAGUGCCCAGAAAACCAUAGAGAAGAAAGAAGCCAAACUCAAAGAGAUUCAGACGAUCUUAAAUGAAGAGAUCACUCCAACCAUGGAGAAGCUUAAGGAGGAACGCUCUUCAUACCUGGAAUACCAGAAGCUGAUGAGAGAGAUCGAACACCUAAGUCGCCUGUAUGUGGCCUGGCUGUUCGUAUGUGCUGAGGAGACCAAGGUGAAGUCAGCAGAGGACCUGAAGGUACUGCAGGACUCCAUUACCCAGUUGCAGGCCAGCAUGUCCGAAAACGAACGCAAGGUCCAGGAGCUCUCUGCAGAGAUCCAUGAGCUGCAGAAGAAGAGGGACCAGGAGGUGAGUGGAGUCCUGAAGGGUCUGGAGGAGGCUCUGUCCGAGGUCCAGAGGGUGGAUGCUAAAGCCCAGAGCGCCCUGGACCUGAAGAAACAGAACCUGAAAGACGAGACCAAGAAGAGGAAGGAACUGGUCAAGAGCAUGGAGGAGGAUAAGAAGAUGCUGGUGGUGAAGGAAGCGGAGGUGUCGAAGGUGGCGGAGAAGCUGUGCGUCCUUCAGGAUGAGGGUCGGCAGGACAACGCCGACCUGGAGGCGGCCCAGUGUCACUUCAAGGCCGUGUCCGCCGGGCUCUCCACCAAUGAGGACGGAGAGGAGGCCACGCUCGCCGGCCAGAUGAUGACUUGCAAGAACGACAUGAGCAAGGCCGACACCGAGGCCAAGCAGGCCCAGAUGAAGUUGAAGCACGCCCAGGCGGAGCUGAAGGCCAAGCAGACGGAGGUGAAGAAGAUGGACUCUGGCUACAAGAAAGACCAGGAGGCCUUCAACGCUGUGAAGAAGAACAAGGAGAAACUAGAGGCUGAGCUUGAGAAACUACAGUACCAAGAUGGGAAAGAGGAAAGUCUCCUGGACAGGAAGAGACAGUCUAACCGUGAAGUCACAGCGCUCAGAAACGCCUACGAGGGUCUGAUGGCCCGUUUCCCCAACCUGCGCUUUGACUACAGGGAUCCGGAGCGUGGCUGGGAUCGCAGCCGGGUCAAGGGUCUGCUAGCUAACCUGAUCACCGUCAGCGACGUGUCCUACUCCACCAGUCUGGAGGUGGUGGCUGGGGGCAGGCUCUACAAUGUGGUGGUGGACACAGAGGUGACCGGUAAGAAGCUGCUGGAGAAAGGCGAGUUGAAGCGGAGAUACACCAUCAUCCCUCUGAACAAGAUCUCCGCCAGGACGCUGAACGACAACGUGGUCAACGCAGCCAAGAGCCUGGUCGGGGAGAACAAUGUGCAUACUGCCUUGUCCCUGGUUGGCUACGAGGCCGACCUUCGGAAGGCUAUGGAGUACGUGUUCGGGUCAACGUUGGUGUGCGACACCCUAGACAACGCCAAACAGGUCGCCUUCGACAGACGCGUCAUGACCAAGACCGUCACUCUCGGGGGAGACGUCUUCGACCCACAGGGAACACUCACUGGAGGAGCACGUUCCCAGUCAGCCUCGGUGUUGUCCAGCCUUCAGGAGUUGAGGGAAGCUCAGGAGAACCUGUCGGCCAGAGAGGCGGAGCUCCAGGCCGUCGAUAAGGAACUAGCCAGUGUCAAGGGGACCGCUGAGAGGUACCGUGUGUUGAAGCAGCAGCUGGACAUGAAGACGGAGGAGCUGGAGAUUCUCCAGACCAAGCUCCAGCAGAGUUCUUUCCACAAACAACAAGAAGAGCAGGAGAUGUUGCGUAGGACCAUCGAGGAGUGUGAGGAGACCCUGCGUAGCAGUAAGGAGGUGCAGAAGAAGGCCGAGGAGAAGUACAAGGUGUUGGAGAACAAGAUGAAGAACGCAGAGGCAGAGCGGGAGAAGGAGCUCAAAGCUGCCCAGCAGAACCUGAACUCCGCUAAAGCCAAGGCAGACGCGUUCAGUAAGAAACUCAAAGAAAGACAACAGGAGGCUGAAUCCCUGGCGUUGGAGCUGGAGGAGCUGAAACGGGAGCAGUCGGGAUAUGAGCAGCAGAUCCAGGCUGUGGAUGAAGCCAUGAAGGCAGUACAGGAACAGAUAGACAACAUGUCAACCGCUGUGGCUCAGAACAAGGAGGCCGUGCGAAAGGCCCAGGAGGAGUUAAGCAAACAGAAAGAGGGCAUUGUUGCCCAGGACAAGGAGAUCAAGGCUAAGAGCUCCGAAGCCAACCGUAUGAGAGAGAAGACCAACGAGUCCCAGCUGAGGAUUAAAGAGCUGGAACACAACAUCAGCAAACACAGAAAAGACAGUCAGGACGCUGCCGCCAAGGUGUCUCGUAUGUUGGAGGAACACGAGUGGAUCAGUCAAGAGCGGGGCUUGUUCGGCCAGGCCAACACCGGAUACGACUUCAAGGUUAACAACCCUAAAGAGGCAGGCCAGCGGCUGAAGAAGCUGGAGGAGAACAAGAUCCGACUGGAGAGAUCUGUCAACAAGAGAGCCAUGAACAUGCUGAGCCAAGCCGAGGAGAGGUACAACGACCUGAUGAAGAAAAAGAGGAUUGUGGAGAACGACAAAUCAAAGAUCUUGCAGACCAUUGAGGAGCUGGACAUGAAGAAGAACGAGGCCCUCAACAUAGCCUGGCAGAAGGUAAAUAAGGACUUUGGCUCCAUCUUCUCCACCCUGCUGCCCGGGGCAGAUGCCCGCCUGGCACCUCCUGAAGGUAGCGGCGUCCUGGAGGGUCUGGAGUUUAAGGUGGCUCUGGGGAACACGUGGAAGGAGAACCUGACUGAGCUCAGCGGAGGACAGAGGUCUCUGGUAGCGCUGUCUCUGAUCCUGGCCAUGUUGCUGUUUAAACCGGCUCCCAUCUACAUCCUGGACGAGGUGGACGCAGCCCUCGACCUCUCGCAUACGCAGAACAUCGGACAGAUGCUGAGGACCCACUUCACACACUCGCAGUUUGUGGUCGUCUCUCUGAAGGAUGGGAUGUUCACCAACGCCAAUGUUCUGUUCAAGACCAAGUUUGUAGACGGGGUGUCUGCCGUCUCUCGUACGACCCAGGCUCAACCGGACCAGAACAAGGGACACCAAGAUAAGGCCCGGACCAAAGACCGCCGGCACAAAGUGGCCAAAUAAAACAUUCGGUAACAGCGGAAACCUACAGCCAGCUAGAGCUAAUGGUUCAACGUGUGUAGGUCUUUCUGUUGGUUCUAAUUUGGUUGCUAACAAAAGGCUGAAACUAUUGACAGUGUCCUCUUUCUGAUCAAGUCUUUAUAAAUGUAUUAUUUAAAGCUGUCUAAGUUCUGUAACCUGUCUGAGGUAUAUCUCAUUUUCUUGUGCAUUCUGUCACUCAAAUUACUUACAGGUAAAAAUGUCAAUGAAUCACUGCAUGAGUCAAAUGCAUCUCUUCAGGUCUUUGUACAUGUUCAUCUAGACCAAGGACUGCAUACUUUUCCCCUUCUGGCUGUUGAUGCAGGUAGUGAUGUUCAAAAUACCAUUAUUCUGCCUGUUUAAACUGCAUACCAGAAACCAUGUUUUGUUUAGAUUUCCACAUGUAAAAAAUAAAGCUGCUUUUACAUAAA